AUGGUUCAUGAGCCAGCAGAGGAAGCCCCUGAAGAAGCUGAUGAAGGCGGCGAAUACUAUGAUGAGGAGAAGCCCAGAAUAAAACUAACUGCUCCUAAAAUACCAGAGGGUGAGAAAGUAGAUUUUGAUGACAUCCAAAAGAAAAGGCAGAACAAAGACCUGAUUGAACUGCAGGCCUUGAUUGACAGCCACUUUGAAGCCAGGAGAAAGGAAGAGGAAGAGCUGGUUGCCCUCAAGGAGAGGAUUGAGAAACGGAGAGCUGAAAGAGCAGAGCAACAGCGAAUCCGGGCUGAGAAGGAGAAGGAGCGUCAGGCAAGGCUUGCGGAGGAAAAGGCACGUAGAGAGGAAGAAGAUGCCAAGAGAAAAGCUGAGGAUGAUCUCAAGAAGAAGAAGGCUCUGUCCUCCAUGGGUGCCACAUACAGCAGCUAUCUGGCUAAGGCUGAUCAGAAGAGAGGGAAGAAGCAAACAGCUAGGGAGACAAAGAAGAAGGUCCUGGCAGAGAGGCGCAAGCCCUUGAACAUUGACCACCUUAAUGAAGACAAGCUGAGGGACAAGGCUAAGGAACUGUGGGACUGGUUGUACCAACUGGAGACUGAAAAGUAUGACUUUACAGAGCAGAUCAAGAGGAAAAAAUACGAGAUUGUCACCCUCAGGAACCGCAUCGAUCAGGCUCAGAAGCACAGCAAGAAGGCAGGAGCCAAGGGCAAGGUUGGUGGGCGCUGGAAGUAA
Molecule: messenger RNA, 729 nt
Organism: Egretta garzetta (little egret)
Lineage: Eukaryota; Metazoa; Chordata; Aves; Pelecaniformes; Ardeidae
Gene: TNNT3
Product: troponin T3, fast skeletal type
Exons: 13
Coding region: 1-729 (242 amino acids)
Biological process (GO): muscle contraction; regulation of muscle contraction; sarcomere organization
Cellular component (GO): troponin complex
Molecular function (GO): troponin I binding; troponin C binding; tropomyosin binding
Source: RefSeq, a predicted model, not a curated record